AUCUCCGAUAAACACCAUCAUUUCACAUCCCUCGACUACUUACUAUUUCUUCUACACUACCCACCACCACCAAUCCACUACACCACACUAUCACAAUGCGCUAAUCCUUCAACAUCAUCCGCAGUAUUCGCCAUGUCACUGCCCACUUCCACCUCCCCCAAUGGCCCCGCUCCCCAAGACCCAGGCGCAUCAGGCGCCGCCAAUAUGGAGGAGAAACCAUCACCACCACUCGAAUCCGCACCACAACAACCAGACCGCGCCGCAGAACCCACCCUCCACCCCGCCUCCCACAAACUCACCCAAUUCUACACCAUCUCCUACCUAAUCUUCUUCGCCAUCUUCGGCACUCUCGCCCGGCUGGGCCUCCAAGCCCUAACCUUUUACCCCGGCGCCCCCGUAGUCACCGGCGUCCUAUGGGCCAACGUCGGCGGCUCCCUCCUAAUGGGCUUUUUCCAAGAAGACCGGAACCUGUUUCGCGAAGAAUGGGGCACCCCCAAUAAUAACAAUGUCGACCCCUCUGAGCGCGCAAAACAACAUAAAACCAUCAAGAAGACCAUCCCACUGUAUAUCGGCCUCACGACGGGUUUCUGCGGCUGCUUUACGUCUUUCUCGUCGUUCAUUCGGGAUGUUUUCCUGGCGCUUACGAAUGAUUUGUCGAAUCCGUCACAAGAGAAUAUUGUUUCGAGGAAUGGGGGGUAUAGCUUCAUGGCUCUGGUCGCUGUUAUUCUUAUGACGGUUUCGCUGAGUUUAUGUGCUUUGUUGUUUGGAACGCAUCUUGCUGCUGCGUUGGAUAGUAUCACUCCUACUGUUCCGUUUCGGUUCACGAGACGGGUUCUGGAUCCGCUGAUGGCGGUGCUGGGAUGGGGGUGUUGGCUUGGGGCGGUGUUUCUUGCGAUUUGGCCGCCGGAUCGCAAUGAUGGUGGGAUGGAGGUGUGGCGUGGUCGUGCGGUGUUUGCGAUUGUGUUUGCGCCGUUGGGGUGUUUCCUUCGGUUCUAUGUCAGCUUGUUGCUGAAUGCGAGAGUGCCGAGUUUCCCGCUGGGGACUUUUGCGGUGAAUAUCUUCGGGACGGUCGUGUUGGCUAUGUGUUACGAUUUGCAGCAUGUAGGGAGCAUUGGAGGGGGUGUGUUGACGGGGUGUCAGGUCUUGCAGGGGGUUAUGGAUGGGUUUUGUGGGUCGGCGACAACGAUUAGUACUUGGGUGGCGGAGUUGAAUGCGCUUGGGGCUGCUGGGGGGAGGAAGAGAUGGGCGGCGUAUGUUUAUGGGACUGUGAGUGUGGGUGUUGCGUUGGGGUUUGUGGUGGUUAUUGUUGGUUCGUUGGGGUGGACGAGGGGGUUUGAUGGGCCGGUUUGUGGGUGAUGAGAAUGUGUGGGUGUAGAUUGUAGUGUAUAUAGUAUAAAUAUAAUGUAGUAUAGUAUAGAUGAUAUAUGUGUAAUGUAUAGUAACUAUGUC
Molecule: messenger RNA, 1449 nt
Organism: Aspergillus welwitschiae
Lineage: Eukaryota; Fungi; Ascomycota; Eurotiomycetes; Eurotiales; Aspergillaceae
Product: FluC/FEX family fluoride channel
Exons: 1
Coding region: 133-1356 (407 amino acids)
Biological process (GO): fluoride transmembrane transport
Cellular component (GO): membrane
Molecular function (GO): fluoride transmembrane transporter activity
Source: RefSeq, a predicted model, not a curated record